AAUGAUGUCCGUUUCUUAUCGAAUGUGACCUCACCUUGCUCAAUCUUAGCCGUUCAUUCUGAUGAUAAGGCUAGAUGGAUGGUAUAGGUUGAUCAACAAAAUCAUCUUCAUUCCUUACUCCACAUACAUCUAUGGACUUUUUCACAAAAAUCAUUAUAGAAAAAACAUGAAAAAGACAAUGAAGCUUUAAUUUGAGUUUCAUUUGGCGUGCAUGUAAGCUUCAUUUCAUGUCUAUUUAAGCUGCCUAAGUGCAUUGUAGAACUCAGGAACAAAGACAAGUAGAGUGGCAUUAGCAGUGUAUUGCCAAUUUACUUUCCCAACACUCUUCAACAUCAAUCCUUAAAAUCUCACUCUAAAUCACUCGAAAGCUUAACAAUGGGCCCAGGAGUACCGGCUGAUGUCUUAACUGGGACCGGAAAGUUGUCGGUUCCGAUCACCGGUUACUAUAAGAGGGCCUAUGUAACAUUUUUGGCCGGCAAUGGAGACUAUGUGAAAGGGGUGGUGGGAUUGGCCAAGGGGUUGCGAAAGACGAAGAGUGCAUACCCUCUUGUGGUUGCAAUCUUACCGGACGUGCCGGAGGAGCACCGGGAAAUUUUGAGGUCUCAGGGAUGCAUAGUUGAAGAGAUUGAGCCAAUCUACCCACCGGAGAACCAAAUUCAGUUUGCAAUGGCCUACUAUGUGAUCAACUACUCCAAGCUCCGUAUAUGGAAUGUAAGUGAAACCAACACACUAUACCAUAAGUUUCUAGCUCAAUCUGCCCUCCUUUCUCAUGCUUACUCAUUUGGUUCUUAUUGUUGGUCAGGUAAAAGCCUCCCAAGUUAA
Messenger RNA from Ilex paraguariensis (yerba mate), 822 nucleotides. Lineage: Eukaryota; Viridiplantae; Streptophyta; Magnoliopsida; Aquifoliales; Aquifoliaceae. The record is from the annotation of a GenBank genome assembly.